UGUGUCGGGACAGGGAUUGGAUCUCUUAUACAGAUUCUUAUAUGUAUUGCCGCCCUCUAUGACAGUCAAAGAUCGUGAGAGACUGAUCCAGUCUGACGUGGAAUUUCAGGUCGACGAGACCUUUCAAGUGCCAGAAGUCGGUCCAGUUGUGAGUGGAUUAUUGAUGUCUGGAUUAAUAAAAGAAGGCGAUUGUCUCAAAAUGGGUCCUUUAGAUGACGGGUCGUUCACUGGAGUGCAAGUGUCGUCCCUCCAGAGGCACAAAGUGGCCUGUCGUUCAGUGAGGGCCGGAGAAAGCGCUACAUUGGCUCUCAAUAGAUAUAAUAAUCAAACGGAUUUAGAAAGAAAUGUUCGCAAAGGAAUGGUUGUCAUUGAAAUGAAUGACCAAAAACAGAGUCAUCAAGUUUGUCAGUAUUUCCAGGCGAGGAUUCAUGUCUUAUUUCACGCAACAAUGAUAUGUCCGGGCUUUCAGACCACUGUCUAUAUUGGAAAUGUUAGGCAAACUGCGAUUGUAAUCGCAAUUAUGGGCAAAAAGUGCAUUUCAACCAAUGAGAGCGCAUCGGUUAUGUUCAGGUUUAUUAAACAGCCCGAGUAUAUCAACACCGGGUGUCGGCUACUCUUCAGGGAAGGCUCAGCCAAAGGCAUCGGUCAUGUCCUCCAAGUAUUCCCUUUC
Oppiella nova is the source of this 670-nucleotide messenger RNA. The record is from the annotation of a GenBank genome assembly. NCBI's taxonomy places the organism in Eukaryota, Metazoa, Arthropoda, Arachnida, Sarcoptiformes, Oppiidae.